This is a messenger RNA of Ooceraea biroi (clonal raider ant), 951 nucleotides long. RefSeq lists its product as uncharacterized. The record is from RefSeq and is a predicted model, not a curated record. NCBI's taxonomy places the organism in Eukaryota, Metazoa, Arthropoda, Insecta, Hymenoptera, Formicidae.
AAUAGAACAAACCUGAAGUUUGAAGUUAUUAUAUUUCGCUUACCGUAUCAUUUUUGCAAGUUAUGCCGGUUAUCUUUAGAAGAAAAGUUCUGGAGAAGGAUAUGUGAUACACUUUAUUCGUUGCACGUAUUAAGUGUACAUGUAAUAAAUAAAUAUGAAGAAUCUACGCUGUAUUAACACCAGAAAUAUUAACGUUUUUGGAUUGUUGUUCCUCUAUGUAGGAAUUAUAAAGGUGGCAGGGCAAAGUGUGAUAACCGCAGAUAUCGCAGCAAUAACAUAUAAUGCAUCCAAUAUAAAGACACUUAGCAAUCAUUGCGAAUGUAUUAAAUAUAAUUGUGGGUGCUGUCAAUACAUGGAAUGGGAUGAAGUGUCUCUAAAUGGAACAUUAUGCGCUAAUGCAAGCUACUUACAACAUGAGUAUGGGAUUUCAAUGACACUGACAUUCAACAAGUGGACUAUCAUUAAUGAGACAGUUUCAGCCCGAAAUCCACCACCUAUUUGUAUUGGCGAGAACAUUGUAGAUCUUGAAAUUGAAGUUUGCUUGCAUAUUUAUGAUAUAGAUAUAGAUAUUGAAACUAACAAGUUUCAUGCAUGUUUCGAAGUUCUUGGGAGAAUUAUGAAACUCAAGUUCUCAAAAAUAAAAUUAGGUUGCGUCAAUACCAGUUUAUACGAGGGUGUAAGGUGCAUCGAAAACAAUAUCAUUCACCAGUUAUCAAAUUUUAAAUCUGUGAAGGCAGAACAGAAGAUGAAAGCUGAAUCUACUAUAAAUAGUGGAGCUCAUAACGGAAUAACUUUAGAUUUCAUUUUGUUGCUAUUAUCUCUACAUUCGUUUGUUCUGUUGUACAAAAUAUUAGUAACACGUACUAUUUGAAAGAAAGACAAAAUGUUCAAAAAGAAAUGAAUUCUAUGUGCCAUAUUGGAAUUUAAAAAAAAAAAAUUAAAAAGUGCCAC